CGGUCGUCGUGUGCAUCAGCAAGAUAAAGGAAUGCAUUUUUCAUACCGAUGUUACAGAAAUGGUCCAACCACCACUUGAUGGAUCUGGAUCUUAGUGUGGUCGAGGAAAUUGUCGUGAUCAUCGGUUGACUUUUUAUAGAGACGCCCGUGCAAUCUGAACACUAUGGAACUUCUAAAAUAAGCCUCCUGAUCAAAUCGAUCCCUGUGGUCCUUGAAAGAAAGCAACAAAAAGAUGCGUUCCGCAGAGCUGAAACCAUGAUCACCACUUACUCUGUGCUCGUCCCGGCGAUCCCUUGGCUCUCGCAAAAAUGAGCAAGAAAUCAGUAGCUACUAGAAGUCGGACGAAUUGCUGGAACAUCUGUCCACCCGCAUAUCAUGUUUCCAGGCACCCCACUGACCUAGAACAACUAGAUCUUUCCCCGUCUAGCAUUAUUCGACCACGCCCGGGUCAUUAUAGUAAAACGUUCUGAGAUUCGAGUGAAGUUGUCUUUUGCACCACCACCAAUUGCUGCUACAACAGAAAUUACGACCACUCGCAUAUUACUUCAACCUCGACGUAAAAAAUUCUUGAGUUUUUACGUGUGAAGAACUGACCAGAGUCCCCCGGUCAAGGCACCCUUUGGAAGCAAAAAUACCCCCGUUAUUUUGAGGAAAUCAUGGACCCCGCACCGCACCAGCAGGCCAACCUCGGGAGCCACAACGCCCCGGCGGAGUGGGAGGAAAAAUUCAAAGACGGGGUUUUCGCCGUUUUCCGAAAAUGGACGGUCGUGCAGCUCAUCGUCGACCAAGAGUGGUGCGGGAGGCACAGUAGGAGUCGGGUAAACCAGUUGUUGGACGAGUUGUUCGCGGUGCUGCUGGACCGGAGAAGGCCGCCGUUAACGCUGAAAAAGCCGGACGACUCCGAUGUGGACAAAUUAGCGGAGUUUUUACGUGUGAAGAUGUACGCGUUCUGCGACACGGAGUUGGAGGAUGACAGUAUUUUUACCUUGGUUAUGUAGUAACAGUAAGUGUUUCAGGCGUCGAAGGUUUCUGUUGAAAACUGGUGCAUGUGCUGCACCUGCAUCUGCAUGGAGUUCCGUGCAUGAGGAUGUGAUCACAGAUUAUUGGGUUCUUUGGGAUUCGACGCAGCAAAGGCAAACGUCGAGAAGUUAUCACAUCGAAAUGGAAUUGCGCGACGCAAAAAACUUACCUUUCACUCAACACACACCUACAGGCGACCUCGUAAUAGCGACGAAGUGUAUUCAGCUCCUCGAUACGUGCCGAGCGAAGGACUACAGCCUCGCCGACCGAGAAAUCGCCCUGCAGGCACAAGCCGUGGCACAAGUCAACGCUUGCAAGUUCCAGGAUGGAACAAUGUAAGACUGAUGAUUCACUGUUUUCAAUUUGCAAUGUCAAUAAACAGACAUGGCUUCACAGCCUGCCCCGAUGAAUACUGCGUUUUUUACCACUCUGUACAUACUUGUCACGAUCGUUUGUUCUCAAAAAAAACAAUCUCAGGUAUGCAGACGAGCAUGGCAACGUGAUAUCAGCAUCUGGCGCUCCUGCUGGACCCUCUCCGGCCUCCUGCGGCACUGGUGCGCCCGCAAAUAUUGCAGAGCAGGGGAGCUUCCUGAACACAACCGCAGGAAGUGGUUUGAACCACCUGUCCUCGAUCCAAAAUUGCGGCUCGAAUCCGCAAGACGACAACGAUAUGGACGUGGACAUGGACGAUGAGGGAGACAGUGAGGAAGACGUUCCGAACCUGCAGGUACAACACCCGGAAAUAUCCGCAUCGGAGAUUUUCGACCGACCAGUGGGACAGUUUGACAUGUCAUUGGGGAAGGGGCCCGUGGCCGGGAUGUCGGGCAGUGGGUUUGGUGUGGCAAAUCACCAGCAAAUGCCGACGAUCGAUGAGGACGGCUUUGAAACGGUGCAGAGAAGGAGGAGAUGAAUACAUGAUACAACUUCCGCAUGAAUAAAUUUAUGACGAUGAAGAUCAUCGAACGACUUUUCUUUGACUCUGCUGAUGCAGUAAGCGCGACAUCGAAGAAGUAUGUGCACUACCUUGAAGAUAUCAAAAUACAAAAAUGAAAACGAAGACGUUGCUUAUCUUCCUGCACCUGCUGCAGGAAGAAUGUGAAUUUCGU
Molecule: messenger RNA, 2126 nt
Organism: Amoebophrya sp. A120
Lineage: Eukaryota; Dinophyceae; Syndiniales; Amoebophryaceae
Source: the annotation of a GenBank genome assembly